Messenger RNA from Plasmodium cynomolgi strain B, 1586 nucleotides. RefSeq lists its product as hypothetical. Gene Ontology annotation, cellular component: oligosaccharyltransferase complex. Lineage: Eukaryota; Apicomplexa; Aconoidasida; Haemosporida; Plasmodiidae. The transcript has a single exon. The record is from RefSeq and is a predicted model, not a curated record. The annotation marks the transcript as partial.
AUGUUAUCGUGGUUUCUACGGCUGCGACUUUUGCUCUCGCGCCUUGUGUUGCCCCUCCUGCUGUCGCUCGUGCUGUCGUUGCUAGUUCUGGAGGCCCGAGGAUGCCUCGACGAGGAGACCAAGCUGGUCAAGCUGAAGAAGCUAAUAAACAAAAAGAUCAAGCUAGACAUAAAUGAGAAGUACCGAAGCGAGAAGGAAUGUACCAACGAAUAUAUUUCUUUCUUGUAUAUUCAUGAGCUCACCGCUAGUGACUAUGUAGAGUACGUGUUAAACAAAUCAGAAGACUACGACUGCGUGUUGUUUGUGAUCGAUGUGGAGAGUACCAAUGGGGCGUCCAUGUUCGACAGGAAGAACCUCAUUCUGUUGGAGCUGUUCAACCGCGUAGCCAGGGAAUUCAUUUUGGGAAAUUUUUCUCUUUACAGCGAGGGGGAGAGCAUCACGGAGGAGAGGACCACCCGGAUCGGUGCAAGUGGGUCGGAUGAGAGGACCACCCCGAUUGGUGCAAGGGGAUCGGAGGAGAGGACCACCCCGAUUGGUGCAAGUGGGUCGGAGGAGAGGACCACCCCGAUUGGAGCAAGUGGAUCGGAGGAGAGGACCACUCCGAUCGGUGCAUUCGGGUCGGAGGAGAGGACCACCCCGAUUGGUGCAUUCGGGUCGGAGAAGCGGGCCACCCCGAUUGGUGCAUUCGGGUCGGAGAAGCGGGCCACCCCUCCCUCAACGCCCAUUUUUUUCUUUUAUAUAAAUAUUCACAAGCCGAGCAUCCUCCCCCUCAAGUACAUCCACGCAAUCGACGAAGUGCCCGAAUUUUUUUACGUCGGCAAGGAGACCUUUCUCCACUUUGACUCCUACUCCAAGGUGCGUCCCAAGUACAUGUUCGAGGAGUACUUAAAGGUGAAGCGGUUAAGCGAAAGAGACAAAGGAGAGAUGAGCAACAAACUGGUGGAAGCGUAUUUCUCAGAUUUUAUUCAGGCACAUAACAGGGGUGGGAGUGGCGGUGAUAGCAGUUGGAGUGGUGGCGGCGAUAGCAGUUGGAGUGGUGGUGACGAUAGCAGUUGGAGUGGUGGUGGCGGUGACGAGGGGGUGGGAGCAGCUGUGGAAGGCAGUAACUACUUGGGGAAAAUACAAAAACAUAUCGUCACCACCGUGCUCGUUGUGUUGUUCUCCCUUCUGUACAUCCUUCUGAAGAUGCUCCAAAGAUGGCCCUCUCUCAUGUUCGUCUGCUCAUACGUGUUGUUCUUGACCUGCCUGAGUGGUAUCUUCCACUGUCUGAUUAACAAAUCUGAGCUUUACAACACAGCGAAGAAUCUGGACUCGGUGCUACACAAGUAUAUUUACCGUUCCACCAGUGCUCAGUAUGUAUACGAAGGGGUGGCCUUUUCGUUGUUUAUUUUUUUGAUCACCUUUGCAUUAUUCCUAUUGUGUAGAUACUCCACUUAUACGUUUAUGCCACGGGGGCCGAGGAACCUGUGGCUCAUGCUGUUGCUCCUCCUCGCAUAUGCCUCUCUCGACGUCAUCCACGAGAUUAACCUGUACAAGAUGUACUACUCCACUUACUUCUUCUUUCCGCCGACCAAGUUUUUUCAUAA